Molecule: messenger RNA, 2007 nt
Organism: Cladophialophora psammophila CBS 110553
Lineage: Eukaryota; Fungi; Ascomycota; Eurotiomycetes; Chaetothyriales; Herpotrichiellaceae
Exons: 2
Coding region: 1-2007 (668 amino acids)
Molecular function (GO): N,N-dimethylaniline monooxygenase activity; flavin adenine dinucleotide binding; NADP binding
Source: RefSeq, a predicted model, not a curated record
AUGGUCGGGCAAGCAUCCACGGCCAUUCCUCCAAACAGUCCAGUUCCAGUUGGGGAGCAAAAAGCCCAGGUUAACGCGGCGACCCCAGAUCAGGUCAAUGGCGCCCACCCACAUCUCGCAAGGGCUGCUGCUCAAGCCGCCAUGAAGAUCCAGCAGAAGUACGACGAAGAGCGGCAGAAGCGAACACGGCCAGACGGCGAUGCCCAGUAUGUUGAUCUUGCACUAUCGGAACAGUUCAAGCAUUAUCGAGAGGACCCCUGGCUCAACGAGCGGUCGGAGACCGUGACCAUCCGCAACGGCGAACACGUCAAGUAUCUCAUCCUGGGAGCGGGCUGCGGUGGUCUUCUGUUCGCCAUCAAGCUCAUCAAAGCCGGCAUUACGGCGUCUGAGAUCCGUAUGGUCGACGCGGCGGGAGGCGUCGGAGGCACGUGGUAUUACAACCGGUAUCCAGGACUGAUGUGCGACAUCGAGUCAUACUGCUAUCUCCCUCUCCUCGAGGAGAUGGAAUACAUCCCGAAACAUAAGUACGCCUAUGGCUACGAAAUCAGGGAGUACUUGAACGCCGUCGCUGACAGAUAUGGACUCUCGGACACGGCAAUGUUCCGAACAAACAUCAACGCCCUCGUCUGGGACGAACCCAGCUGCCAGUGGAAAGUCAACAUGGCCAAGGAACGCAACUCAGGUCCUCCUCUCGAGAUCGAAGUUACUGCCCAGUUCGUCAUUGCGGCGUCUGGCCUUCUUUUGCAUCCGAAACUUCCUGCCGUUUCUGGAAUCGAGAACUUCAAGGGCGCCUCAUUCCACACGUCGCGCUGGAACUACUCUAUCACUGGCGGCUCUGAAGAUGAUCCCGCCCUUGACGGGCUCUCCGGCAAACGUGUCGGCAUAAUCGGUACAGGUGCUACGGCGAUUCAAGCCAUUCCGCACCUUGCCAAACACGCCGGACAUCUCGUCAUCUUUCAACGGACUCCUUCCUCUGUUGACACACGCGGCCAGCGCCCUACUGACAAGGACACGUGGACUUCCGUUGCCUCUCAUCCUGGCUGGUGGAAAGAGCGGAAUCUCAAUUUGGCCGCCCACCUUUCCGGCGCAACUCGACCUGCCGACAUCAACCUCGUCAACGAUCAGUGGAGCCGCUGCCGCUCAUACCGUGGCCUGGUCGGCGGGCCUGAUCCGCCGUAUUCGGUGGAGGAGAUCCCAGCUUUUGUGGCUUCUCUGCACGCUCUGGACAUGCCACGUGCCGAGAGGCUCCGCCAGCGAGUUGAUGAGAUUGUAGAGGACAAAAAGACUGCCCAGGCCCUCAAGCACUGGUACAGCAGUUGGUGCAAGCGACCAACAUUCCAUGACGACUAUUUACCGUGCUUCAAUCUCCCGAACGUCGAGCUCGCCAACACAGAUGGAAAGGGUGUGGAUCGUCUGACGGCCACUGGAGCCGUCGUGGGUGACAAGGAGUACCCGUUGGACAUUCUGAUCUUCAGCACGGGCUUCCGCGCCCCUGGAAUCGGCAGCCCUGCUUUCCGCGCCGGCAUGAAAAUCACCGGCAAGAACGGCAAAGACAUGGACGCAAAGUGGCAGGAGGCCGUGGCCACGCUGCAUGGAUCGAUGACACACGAUUUCCCCAACUUCUUCAUGCCUGGCCCCUUCCAAGCCGGUGCAACAGGCAACCAGAAUUUCACGCACGACAUCAUGAGCAAUCACGUCGCUCAGAUCAUCGCCCAGGCUCAGGCAAAGUAUCCGGGCCAGAGGGUGGUGAUCGAGCCGACGGUAGAAGCGGAAGAGAUGUGGACCGGAGAGAUUCUCAAGAGAAGCACGUCAUUCGCGGGCAUGGCGGGCUGUACGCCGGGUUAUUUGAACGGGGAAGGGAUCAUGGACGCCAUGCCGAUGGAGGUGAAGAUGAAAGCUGCCAGGAUGGGCAUCUGGGGCGAAGGCAUCGAGAGUUUCAUGAACACGCUUGAGGCUUGGGAGAAGGAUGGUAAGCUGCAAGGGUUGGAGGUGAAGCCAGUCAAAUAA